AUGUUAUCAAAAAUCCGAACUAUUCCUUGUCCAUCAGAGCUUAAAGGUCUCUAUCAGUGUUCCGCGGACGGCUCCCCAUCAGUGGACCCGGCGCGACGUCUCCAUGCGUCAACACAGAUCGAUCCGACUGGGGCAGCAUACUUGGUGAGUCUUGCUGAUAUAAGGUCCCCCCAUAGUGUAUUUACCUUUCAUAGAUUCUUGCACGUAGGUGGGAGUCACUUAGAAGGGGUCGAGCAGGGUAUUGUAGAUCCUCGAACAUUGCGUAAUAUCAUUAUUGACGAGCAGAAUAAUGCUAGCGGCAUUCUAGACUGGGAAUUCGCGGGAUGGUAUCCUGAGUACUGGGAGUAUGUGCAAGUCAUGCGUCCGGUAUUCUGA
Penicillium taxi is the source of this 375-nucleotide messenger RNA. RefSeq lists its product as uncharacterized. Lineage: Eukaryota; Fungi; Ascomycota; Eurotiomycetes; Eurotiales; Aspergillaceae. The record is from RefSeq and is a predicted model, not a curated record. Bases 1 to 375 code for a protein of 124 amino acids. The transcript has a single exon.